Messenger RNA from Notothenia coriiceps (black rockcod), 838 nucleotides. It is a transcript of the gene macir, whose product is annotated as macrophage immunometabolism regulator. The record is from RefSeq and is a predicted model, not a curated record. NCBI's taxonomy places the organism in Eukaryota, Metazoa, Chordata, Actinopteri, Perciformes, Nototheniidae. Bases 89 to 730 code for a protein of 213 amino acids. Gene Ontology annotation, biological process: negative regulation of cytokine production involved in inflammatory response; negative regulation of fibroblast migration. The transcript is spliced from 2 exons.
UGUUCCUGUGGCUGUCGGAACACAGCAGAGAGGAGAGAGGCAGACGGGAGGGACAUCUUUUCUCUUCACUCAGGAUAAGUCUGUAAGGAUGGAAAUGGAUAUCAACGGAGGGUCAAGAGCACACGUCUCCAUUGUUCCUGCAGCUGAAAUCAAAGCCACAUUAAAACCUGACAGAGAGAGACCUCGAUGUUCCAGCACCCCCUGUUCCCCCAUCAGAGGCACUGUCGCAGGGUACCAGAUCCUCCACAUGGAUUCCAAUUAUCUGGUGGGCUUCACCACUGGGGAGGAACUGCUAAAGCUGGCCAACAGGUGGUCAGAAGGCCCUCCAGAGAAGGGUUCUGUCUCAGAAAUGGUGUCCAACUCCAUCCAGAGCAGUGUCCCAAAGGCUGGAGAAUCUGUUCUCCACAAGUCUCCACGAAUCUGCAAAGGAAAAAGUCGUUACUACCAACCCUACGAGAUUCCUACUGCCAAUGGGCGGAGGCGGAGGCGUAUGCCCAGCUCCAGUGACCCAAUCCUCAGGUCCUUGGCCCAGGGGGAAGCUGGGAGGGGUCUACAUGCUUCACUACCACUCUGUCUGCUUAAAGGGAAGAGGGCCCAGUCCAAGUCUCUAGACUACCUAAAUCUGGACAAAACAAGAAUAAGAGAGUCGUCGGACACGGAGGUGUUGCAGUACCAACUGCAGCACCUCACCCUGCGAGGGGAGCGCGUGUUCACCAGGAACCUGACAUGAGAUCACUGGAAGGUCCUUACAGGUGUCUUCUAUCCUUUUGGGGAUUUAGGUGCUAUUUCAAGCUUGGUUUCUUUCUACUCAGAGAAUAAAAUGUUCUUCAAGAGGCAA